Molecule: messenger RNA, 1518 nt
Organism: Hansenula ciferrii
Lineage: Eukaryota; Fungi; Ascomycota; Saccharomycetes; Phaffomycetales; Wickerhamomycetaceae
Product: Glycolipid 2-alpha-mannosyltransferase
Exons: 1
Coding region: 1-1518 (505 amino acids)
Biological process (GO): protein O-linked glycosylation; protein N-linked glycosylation; cell wall mannoprotein biosynthetic process
Cellular component (GO): Golgi apparatus; membrane
Molecular function (GO): alpha-1,2-mannosyltransferase activity
Source: RefSeq, a predicted model, not a curated record
AUGAGCUACGUGAGAAACAUAUCAAGACUUGGUCAACGUCUUUUCCAUGAUCUAAGGACAUAUUUCAGUAUAACCAGAAUACGAUAUGUGUUUCUGAUAUCCAUACUAUUCAUCAUAUCAUCAUUUGUCUUUAUCUAUAAGGAUGAAAGUUAUCAAUAUACUUCAGAUUCUUUACAAACUAUAAGUGAUCGAAUCAAUUUAAUAAGUUCCAAGAUUGAUAGUUUUAAUAUAAAUGAAAGUUUCAAACAAGAUAAUGAGAUUCCAGACCAACCAGCAUCAAUGAUUGAAUCAACAACAACAUCAUCCACACCUACCACAAUUAUACCAGAUUCAGCUACUACAGCAAAUGGUUUACAUCAUCCAAGUGAAACUGAAUAUCCAAGAGAAAAUGGUGUUAUAUUAAUCUUUGCAAGAAAUGCAGAAUUAUAUAAAUUAGUAGAAACUAUUUGGUCAUUUGAACAAAGAUUUAAUCAAUAUUAUCAUUAUCAUUAUUUAAUUGUCACUGAUAUUAAUCAUACAAGAAAUUUCAGAAGAACUAUACUUUCAAUAACUUCAUCAAAUGUUGAGUUUCAUACAGUACCAAGACUAGGAAUACCAAAUGGGUUAAGUAAUAAUAUGAUCAAAGAAGGUAAAAAAAAUUUUAGGAAACAAGGUAUAAAAUUUAAAAGAACUUCAAAACAAAGAAAUGAAUUAAGAUUUUGGUCAAAGGGGAUAUUUGAAAUUGAAGCAUUGAAAAAAUAUGAUUAUUAUUUAAGAAUUGAUCUUGGUGCUUUUUUUUAUAAUGAUAUUCAAUUUGAUUUUUUCAAAUUUAUGAAAGAACAUGAACGUACUUAUGGAUUUGGAUUUGCACAAAGAGGUCAAGAAGGAUUAUAUCCAUCAUUAUGGGAAAAUACAUUAGAAUAUAUAAAACAAAACUCCGGGGAUAUUAAUAAGAAUAAUAUGAUUGAUUUUAUUUCUGAUGAUAAAGGUGAAACUUUUAAUCGUUGUCAAUUUAGAUCAAAUUUUGAAAUUGGAGAUUUAAAUUUUUUCAGAUCAGAAAAAUUCUUAAAAUUAGCUGAAUAUUUUGAUGAAAAAAAGGGUAUAUAUUAUGAAGGUUGGGAUGAUUCAACUAUACGUACUCUAGCUGUUACUUUAUUAGAAGAUAAACAUAAAAUUCAAUUUUUCAAUAAUAUAGGAUAUAAUGAUCAUGCGUAUUAUAAUUUAAAAUCAUGUCCUUCAGAAGAAUCAAUUAGAUUAUCAACAAAUUGUAUAUGUGAUCCAUUAGAUGAUAUCACAUGGACAGGUGAUAGUUGUAUUGAAAGAUAUUUUAAUGUUAAUUCAUACAAGAUUCCUGAAUAUGUUGAAGAUUAUAAAAAAUUUAGAGCUGAAGCUGAGGAAAGAAAACGUAUUGAAGCUGAAAAGAAUAAAGUUGAAGAAGAACAAGCAAGAAAAGCUAAAGAAAUGGAAUCUGCUGAACAAGCAAAAGUUGAUCAAGAAACUAGUGGUGAAGAUAAAGAUAAAGAUAAGGAUAAAGAAUAA